Molecule: messenger RNA, 603 nt
Organism: Carica papaya (papaya)
Lineage: Eukaryota; Viridiplantae; Streptophyta; Magnoliopsida; Brassicales; Caricaceae
Product: casparian strip membrane protein 1-like
Source: RefSeq, a predicted model, not a curated record
AUGAAGAGCGACUCAGCCACCAUUGAUGUUCCAGAAUCAAGCGCCGAGGCCAAAGGAAAAGCUCCUCUCAUGGCAGCUCCCAGAGAGCAAAAACCAGCAGGAAUAAAAAAGGGUAUCGCCAUUUUCGACUUCCUUCUUCGUAUAGGCGCAAUUAUUGCUGCUCUCGCAGCUGCUGCCACCAUGGGAACCAGUGAUGAAACCCUUCCUUUCUUCACUCAGUUUUUCCAGUUCCAAGCUAGCUACGACGAUCUACCCACAUUCCAGUUCUUUGUGAUUGCCAUGGGUUUAGUUGCUGGUUACCUUGUUCUUCUCUUUCCAUUCUCUAUAGUCACCAUUGUUCGCCCACUGGCACUAGCUCCAAGACUCCUCCUCUUGAUCUUGGACACUGUGGCUCUGACACUGUCUACGGCGGCCGGAGCGGCGGCGGCAGCAAUAGUCUACUUGGCUCACAAUGGCAAUCCAAACACCAACUGGCUCGCCAUCUGCAACCAGUUUGGUGACUUUUGCCAGAAAGUGAGCGGAGCUGUGGUGUUUUCUUUUGUCACUGUUGUGGUUUUCGUGGUCUUGAUCUUCCUCUCUGCCGUGGCUUUAAGGAGGCACUAG